UAGUUCCGACCACCUUCACAGUGCUCUGCUGGUGCAGAGCGGUUUAUACUAAGCUAACGGUUUAUUACUGUUUGCCUCUGUCUUUAGUAAGUGCGGUAAUACUACGGUAGUACGACAGUUACAUAAAAGAUGGCUUUGCUGACGCCAUUAUUUGCUUUUCUGUACCAUUUGCCGCAGGUGUACAAGUGGCUGCUGAAGCCCUAUUAUGUAGCCUCUCUCUUCAUGUCUAUAGCAUUUCUAGCUGUCCGCAAAACGCCCGGCAUCUGCGAUCGUCUAGCCACACAGCGAGAGGACGGCAACUCCUGCGACUUCGACUGGAGAGAGGUGGAGAUCCUCAUGUUCCUCAGUGCCAUCGUCAUGAUGAAGAACAGAAGGGCAAUAACUGUGGAGCAACAUGUGGGAAACAUCAUCCUGUUCAGCAAAGUGGCCAAUGUGAUCCUGUUCUUCAGACUGGACAUCAGGAUGGGACUGCUCUACCUGACGCUCUGCAUAGUUUUUCUGAUGACCUGUAAGCCUCCUCUUUACAUGGGACCAGAGUACAUCAAAUACUUCAGUGACAAAACUAUUGAUGACGAGUUAGCAAGAGACAGCCGUGUGACGUGGAUCGUUGAAUUUUUUGCCAACUGGUCUCCAGAGUGCCAGUCCUUUGCGUCUAUCUAUGCUGAUCUCUCUCUCAAGUAUAACUGUGCUGGCCUCAAGUUUGGCAAAGUAGACAUUGGACGCUAUGGAGAGGUUUCCAAAAAAUACAAGGUGUCAGCAUCUCCACUCUCCAAGCAGCUUCCAUCCUUGGUGUUGUUCCAGGGAGGGACGGAGGUGAUGCGGCGCCCUCAGGUGGACAAAAAGGGCAGGGCUGUAUCCUGGAGCUUUACUGAGGAGAACAUCAUCCGAGAGUUCAACCUUAAUGAACUCUACCAGAAAUCCAAGAAGCUCAGCAAGAGCAGAGGAGACAAGGUCAACCAGUCUCAGUUCCCCCCAGUCCCUGAGGAGGAGGAGCCAGAGCAGCAGGGAGCUGAAGCCCAAGGGGAGGAGUUUGAAUCCAAGAAGGACAAAUAAGACUAUUUUUAUUACUGCCACUGGACUUUUGAAUAGAAUUUGUGGGUCCACUGUGGGUCAGCUAACUCCUCUUCCCCGACCUUUAUCUUCUUGCCCCUCUUCAAAGUGUUAUAUUUGUUUACCUGUAGCCCCACCCCCUUCACCCAAAACAUUCGCAAUAUGUAAUUUAGUGGUGUCUCAAAAACAAACUUCAGAAAAGCCAAGGCACUCACACAUUCAUGCCAGUACAGGCAAACCAGAGUAUUUCCUUUUUUCAGAAAAAAACAACAGAACUAAAAUUUACACUUUAGUGGAGAAAGCGUACUGAGACACAGUGAACCACCCGACUGCUCAUCUGGGUGAAAUUCUACUAAUGACUUACAAACGAGCAGUGCUGAUUUGUUGUUUUUCUAUUAGAAUUUUUAUGUUACUAAUUAAAUUCACAGAUGUUUUUUUAAUUGUUCAAUGUGUGUUUCAGAAAAAGCUGUUGGUUUGUCCAUAUCUAUGAGUAGGCUAUGAGUAAACUCAUGAAACAUCACUGAUUCAUGCAUGUAUGUGAGGCACUCCCAUAUUAAGUCUCUCAUUCCAAACUAAAACCACCAGGAUCCUCAACGCAUUGUUCAACAAUACAUUAAAUUAGGUCAAAAACAGCUCAGUCUGUGCGUGCCUGGCAGUUCUAACAUCACUUAGAGGGAAAUAUACUAAGCCAUUUCCAGUUUAUAGAUGACCUGCUGUACCUCCUGAGCCCCCCCGCCCAAAAUAAAAAGUUGGACAUAAAGUAAACUUCCCCAACUUGUUGCACCAUGUUGAGAACUCAAAAGGCAGUAAAGUUCUGCAGUGUUAGAAAAGAGGUUGUAGUGUUUUUGUCAUGGCUCCUGGGGGGCAGAGUUACUUGUUUGGUCAGUCUUGUCACUGUCUCCACUGGAUGAAGCUCUGACUAACCUACCCGAUCCUCUGAUUUGAUAUGACAUGACUACCACAAUCUGAGUAGCAAAUGUUAGUGUGCUAACCUGCCACAACUUUUUUUUAGAUUGGACCUAAGACCUGCUUACCAGGUUCGUGUUGUAGUCCUCCUCCUGUUAUAAAUGUGUAUCAUUCACAACUCGUCCACAAACUUCAUAUCAGCUGGUCCCACAUGGGGUUCUUGACCCUGGGGUUGAGAAGCUGUGCACACAGUCACUAACAGAGCGCUAACCUGAACAUGAUGUCUCUAACCCUCUGGAUGGAUCCAAGAACCUCUGCACUCCUCUGCAUUUCCACUCAUGCUCUGAAGUCACAAUAGCCCAUCAAAUGAUGUCAAGUGUGACCUGCAUAUUCAUUGGUUGAGUACUGGACUAAGCUUUUCCUAUUAAUGUGCUAAUUAUGAUGAAAAACUGAGAGCAUGUUUCCACAGAAUGAGGAACGUCUGAGAUAUUCACAGAGCCACACUUUUUCUUUGUUGUAAAACCUUUUGAAUAUUAAUGAUCAGAGCUGCUCUUUGUUAUAGUGAAUCAUUGUUUUUGUGUCUUUUUCUUUUUUAUAUUCCAGUAGUAAACACUGUAGUUGUUUUGAAGACACUGAGUUUGUUCCUGAUUUCUGAUGUUCCUACUAAACCUGUUUUAUUAUAUAUGCUGUUGAUGUUUGGUCUGUGUGUCAUGCUACAUUUAAUUCCAUCUGAAUUCAAACUUGUUUCUGCUCCUGAGUGGAGGAGAAAUGUCUCAGAAAGGUCUGGCCUAUUUUGCUAUCCAUGCAGUAAAAACAAUGUGUACAUGAAAAGUUGUCAUCUUGCUGUCGUCCUUCCUACAAACAGCGUUCAGAGUGAAAUAACUGGCAAUUAAGUUGCUGAUUGCUUUGCUUCAUGACAGAGCCUCCACCACCAUCAUCCACACACCAAAUUAUGAACAUUGUUUUAGAAAAAUGGUGUCAGUCCCUCUAAUAUGGGUUUAUAAACUUAAAAUAAAUACCAGAGCACUAAAGGUGUUUUGUUUGUUAACCAUUUUCAGUUGCUGCAUGUUAGUUUUAUUGCUCAGAUGCUCCCAAGUUCUUAAAACAAAAAACUGAAAGUGUCUUUAUUGCAUGCUGUGAGCAGGUGGCAACCUCGUGUUCAUAAGCUCAAAAAUUAACAUGAAGUGAUAGAAACUGAUCCCUCUAAUGUCCAUUUGAGGUUCCCAGCAAAAGUGAGUCAGUCCCCAUUGAUCACAUGUUCUAUUUAUGUCCAACUUGACAGCAGAAAUAA
Molecule: messenger RNA, 3247 nt
Organism: Archocentrus centrarchus (flier cichlid)
Lineage: Eukaryota; Metazoa; Chordata; Actinopteri; Cichliformes; Cichlidae
Gene: tmx2b
Product: thioredoxin-related transmembrane protein 2b
Exons: 8
Coding region: 130-1053 (307 amino acids)
Biological process (GO): brain development
Cellular component (GO): membrane-bounded organelle
Molecular function (GO): disulfide oxidoreductase activity
Source: RefSeq, a predicted model, not a curated record